Messenger RNA from Coniosporium apollinis CBS 100218, 1284 nucleotides. RefSeq lists its product as uncharacterized. Bases 1 to 1284 code for a protein of 427 amino acids. The transcript is spliced from 2 exons. NCBI's taxonomy places the organism in Eukaryota, Fungi, Ascomycota, Dothideomycetes. The record is from RefSeq and is a predicted model, not a curated record.
AUGGCCUUCCGUGAGGCUAUGGCAAAGCUCAAGGCCAAGUCGUCUGGAAUACUCAAAUCUUGCUUCGCGCCCCAAGACGACUCCUUCGAGGAUCCGGCUGGCGGUCGGACAAUUGGUCCUAUUCAGCACCUUGGACUCCAACAUGAUACACUUGGCUUCCAACAGGAUGCUAUCAACGCACUCGGUAUUCAGAAUGAGACGGAAGAGCGUACCGUGCGAAUGUCUGGUGUAACUCUUAUUGAGGACCAGACCGUGGUCGCAGAAGGGGUCGAAGAUCAGACCAACAUUGCAGAGGGUAUGAUCUGUUCCGCCACCCCGUGCGUCCACCAUCGCAACCGCACUGCUACUGAGCUCCCAGACCCGAGUCUUAGAAACUCAUUCCUUGGCUGGGACUCGAGCAGUAGCGACUGUGCCGUCGAUGAUCUAGGUGAAGAGGCUGAUGAAGAAGUAGUUGCUGCCAAUCCUCAGGAAGCACAGGCUGUUCUCACUACCUCCCAUGCGGCUCGCCCCACCGUCGCCACGACCUCGGACAAUCGACCAAUUUUCGUGUCCUCGCCCACGCGCGAGGAAUGUGUCACUCUCACGCCCGCCGAGCUUGACGAGGCAACCCAGUCAGACUACCACGUCUUCCUCCUGCGCAAUCAUCGCCAUAUCAGGGUUUACCAAGCUGGGCUAGGAGACGAUGUUGCAGACUUCCAGAGCAUCCAUGAGUCUAUUCAUGAGUCGAUCAAUGAAUCGAUUCAUGAGGCGGCGUCGAUCCAUGGGAUGUUCCCGAUCAUCGUGCCUCCCGCGCCGGCUGCCUUGACCACGGCUCCCACCAACAAUGCCGCAGCUCCGAUGGUUCCAGCCGUCACUACGGCUGCUCCUGCUAUGCCCUCCCGUACUCCUCCUGCAAUUCCUGCUGGCCCCGUCGUUGCACCGACCGUCAACGAGACCAAUUCCGCCAUUCCGGUCUUCUUCGGUGCCGCUCCUGUUGCAUUUACUUCUGGCCCGGUUAUUGAACCGGUCGGCCCAGCUAUUGCUGCUGCCGCUCCCAUCGUCGAUGUGGUUGAUGCGCCUAUGGUUCCCGCUGCCACUUCUGAGGCUCCCGCCACCACUCCAGGUGCUCCGUCUACCGCGACUGAAGGUGCUCCUGCUGCUGCAGUUGCCCCUGCUUCGUUGGCCCAAGAGCUUGCCGACUCUACCGAUGAGGUUGACCGCCCUCUCUCCAAGGCCAAGGCCGUCCAGGCACACCAUGAGUGGCUCGGCGGCAAGGGCUUGAAAGACAGCAAGUGGGCUCGUUAG